Messenger RNA from Dipodomys ordii (Ord's kangaroo rat), 1796 nucleotides. It is a transcript of the gene Ddo, whose product is annotated as D-aspartate oxidase. The record is from RefSeq and is a predicted model, not a curated record. Gene Ontology annotation, molecular function: D-amino-acid oxidase activity; FAD binding. The transcript is spliced from 5 exons. The coding region runs from base 97 to 1122 and encodes 341 amino acids. NCBI's taxonomy places the organism in Eukaryota, Metazoa, Chordata, Mammalia, Rodentia, Heteromyidae.
GCCAGGGCCUGCGGAGGGAUCUGAGGCUGCCUUCUCAGUCAGGUACUUGACUCCUUUUGCCUUUGGCUUAGGGGUUGUUCUGUCCAGACUUGGCCCAUGGACACGGCCCGGGUUGCAGUUGUGGGAGCAGGCGUGAUAGGGCUCUCUACUGCCCAGUGUAUCUCCCAGCUGGUGCCUCGAUGCUCCGUCACUGUCAUCGCAGACAAGUUUACUCCUCACACCACCAGUGACGUGGCAGCCGGAAUACUUAUUCCUCAUGCAUAUCCAGACACACCUGUUCCCGUGGUGAAGCGGUGGUUUAGAGACACCUUCAUUCACCUGUCUGCAAUCGCUAGGUCAGCAGAAGCUGUGGAUGCUGGUGUUCAUCUGGUGUCUGGUUGGCAGAUAUUUCAGAGCAUCCCUGCAGAAGAAGUGCCAUUUUGGGCUGAUGUGGUUCUGGGAUUUCGAAAGAUGACUGAGGCUGAACUACAGAGAUUUCCUCAACACGUGUUUGGACAGACUUUUACAACUCUCAAGUGUGAGACUUCUGCCUAUCUCCCAUGGUUGGAGAAAAGGGUAAAGAGGAACGGAGGCCUGCUACUCACCAGGCGAAUCGAAGAUCUGUGGGAGCUCCAUCCAUCCUUUGACAUAGUGGUCAACUGUUCAGGCCUAGGAAGCCAACAACUUGUAGGAGACCCCACAAUAGCCCCAGUAAGGGGUCAGUUGCUUCAAGUGCAGGCUCCCUGGGUGAAGCAUUUUAUUAGAGAUGGGAAUGGGCUGACAUAUAUUUACCCUGGCACAUCCCAUGUAACCCUGGGUGGAACGAGGCAAAAAGAAGACUGGAAUCUGUCCCCAGAUGCAGAUAUUAGCAGAGAUAUUUUUUCACGAUGCUGUGCUCUGGAGCCUUCCCUCCACAAAGCCUAUGACAUCAAAGAAAAGGUAGGCUUGAGGCCUUACAGGCCAGGCGUGUGGCUGCAGAAGGAGCUCCUAGCCCAAGAAGGAAAGAAGCUGCCUGUGGUUCAUAACUAUGGCCAUGGGAGUGGAGGCAUCUCAGUGCACUGGGGCUCUGCUCUGGAAGCCACCAGGCUGGUGAAAGAAUGUGUCCAGUCCCUCAGAACCUCAGCUUCUACCUCAAAGCUGUAGAUGACAUGAACUGACAGCAAAUAGUCCCAGAAACCACUACUGAAAGCACAAUUGAAAGUCCAGAACAGGUUCAAAUAACUUUUGCAUUGAGUGAAAGUUCAAUUAGAUAUUUUUUGUUUUCAAUGUUAGGGAAUGAUGCAAAAUAUAUCAGUAGACUUAGGAAAUCUGCCACUAAUGUCAUAGAGGAUAAAGCUCCAUUUUUGUUAAGACAAAUCCAACAACAAAACACUUGUUAAAUAGGUACAAUUUCUUUUGUGGAUUAAACCAUUCACCAGAGUCUUCAUGAUCAAAUCAUCUCUGCAACCAUCUGCACCCACUCCCAGAGGUGUGCGUUCCUGGUCUCCUAGGAUUUUAUCAAUCUGAUCAAGUUGACUAGAUUAACCAUCACAAAGUUAAAAAAAAAGAUUAAUCAUCACAAUUACCUGAGGUUUGUGUAUUUUGUUGCCACAAAGAAUUGAGAGCUGGUUUAUUGUACAGUUGAAUUUGCCUGAGCACUUUUGAAGAUUGAGUAGUGUAUGUAGCCAAAGAGCUAAUUUGCUGAUUGGCACCAUCAGUCAAUCAAUAAUCAAUAUAACUAAGAUGUGUUUUGCUGAUGUUAAAAAAAUUGGGGAAGGGAAUUGGAUUUCAUGUGUUUGGGAAUUACUGAGUUAAAUAAAUAUAACCUGAUUUCUAGA